AUGUCGUUUUUGAAAGCAUUCUCUACUGCAGCAGGCUCUGCUUCAGCUGUCCUCAAGGCCACUGCUGUACAAAAGUGUGCAUUUGCAACCAUUGCAGAGACUAUCCCUAAAGCCGUCUCUCCAUUCUCACCCCAUGUCCAAGCUUUUCUCCGUGACUUCAACACCAGCGAACCCGUUUCGAUUGUCAACCUCGAUCGUGGUGUAUUCAAUGCUCCUCUCCGUAGAGACAUUCUUCAUCGUGUUGUUGUCUGGCAGCGCGAUGGCAUGCGCCAGGGAACUCAGUCUACAAAGGGUCGUGCUGAUGUCCGCGGUUCCUCAAAGAAGGCCGCACCACAAAAGGGUCGAGGAAAGGCAAGAAUGGGUAGUCUGAGAGCACCUCAUAUUAGAGGAGGUGGUAUUGCUUUUGGACCAAAGCCCAGAGAUCACAGUACUGAUUUGCCUAGAAAGGUUCAGGAAUUGGGUCUGCGUGUUGCCUUGAGCACAAAGUAUGCCCAGGAUCAAUUGAUUGUCGUCCAGUCCCUUCAGGAAUACACAUCCCCCAAAUCUCGCGAAUUGGCUCAAUUGAUUGACCAGGCCUAUGGUGAGCCUACUCUGUUGGUUGUCCUGAACGACUGCAACCCCAGUCUUGAGUUGGCUGCUCGCAACAUCCCCCGUUGCGAAGUUAUCCAUGUCGAGGACACCAAUGUAUUGGAUCUCUUGACAUACGACAAAGUUAUCAUUGAGCAGAGCGCAGUAGAGACAUUAGAAUCAGUAUUGGCCGAGACUGUUUAAUCAAACAAAACAUACAUACAAAAAAUAUAUAUUUUGGACAAAUCUUACGCACAAAUACAUUCAUACAUACAGACACACACACACACCCAGACACAAACUCAUAUAUAAACAGCUAUACAUGCCACGUACGUACGCAAACAUCUACCACUACUACUACUACUACUACUGCUGCUGCUACCACUAGUACUACACACAGAUUUACUACGAACACAAAUACAGAUAAUCGCUCCACUUGUACGGAUAUAUAAUUAUAUAUAUAUAUGUGUAUUUUUUUUAAAAAAGAAAAAAAAAAGAAAUAAGAAUUAAAAUGAUUAUACAUUGC
Molecule: messenger RNA, 1093 nt
Organism: Phycomyces blakesleeanus NRRL 1555(-)
Lineage: Eukaryota; Fungi; Mucoromycota; Mucoromycetes; Mucorales; Phycomycetaceae
Exons: 4
Coding region: 1-771 (256 amino acids)
Biological process (GO): translation
Cellular component (GO): ribosome
Molecular function (GO): structural constituent of ribosome
Source: RefSeq, a predicted model, not a curated record